Mizuhopecten yessoensis (Yesso scallop) is the source of this 933-nucleotide messenger RNA. RefSeq lists its product as uncharacterized. The record is from RefSeq and is a predicted model, not a curated record. The transcript has 3 exons. Bases 53 to 556 code for a protein of 167 amino acids. NCBI's taxonomy places the organism in Eukaryota, Metazoa, Mollusca, Bivalvia, Pectinida, Pectinidae.
AGAGGAGCGAGGUCACGCUAUCUAGCAGGAGGUCUGACCAGGUGUUGACACGAUGUCAAAUAAGAUAUUGGUACUACAAACAGGAGGUACUUUGGAUAAAUGCUACCCAAAGACUAUCCUUGGUUAUGCCUUCGAGAUAGGUGAGCCUGCUGUCUCGCGCGUCCUUGACCGCGUGAAAUCGUCCUUAGCCGUGGAAGUGAAAAGCGUGUGUAGGUUAGAUAGCCAGGACAUACGUCAAGAGGACAGGGUGAAGCUUGCCGGUGCGUGUCGUGAGACGGAAGUAAAGAGGAUUUUGGUGACGCAUGGUACGGAUACAAUGCUAGAAACAGCAGACAUGUUGUCGAAGGAACAACUUGACAAGAUUAUAGUUCUGACUGGUUCCUUCCUUCCGGAAACAUUUAAGGAUUCUGAUGCUGAUUUUAAUAUAGGAUUUGCGAUUGGCUGUUUACAGACGAUGACUUCCAUUGGUGUAUAUGUGGCCAUGAAUGGAUGUGUCUUGCCAUGGUCUAACUGUCGCAGAGAUUCACAGACAAAUAUGUUUGGGCCAAUAGAGUAGUUUGAAACCUUUAUAAUGUGUAAAUGAUACGGAAACGCCUUAUGCUACCCCAAUAAGUAUUGUAAACGUUCUUAUUAUAUAGAGCACGGACGUUUUUUUCGAGUUAACGAAUUUGCAAUAGAAAACUAUAUACAAAAUCUUAAGUUUGCGAAAUCAAAAUUAGUCGAAAUAGCAUUAAAAAACAUUUGAAUAAGAUAACCGCAUAUAUAUUUACAGAAUAAAGAUAAUAUUGUCAGUAUACAAAUGGAUAAAAUUUGUACUGUAUGGAGAUUAUUUCAAAGUUAACGGUAGAGACUAUAACAGUAUAAUCAACUCAUGGUGACGUCACCCGCAUCUAACUAAGCGGUAUUAGUAAUGGACCACUUCAUUAGGUAGAG